AAGAGCAUAGUAACACUGCAUCGCCCAAAAAGGAUAACACCCCCCACCAUACGUUGCACUGACUGUGAUUCGGCAUUUGAAUCGAUGCAGGAUUUAGAAAAACAUGCGAAAGUGCAACACUGUCCAACGAAACAGCAUCAGCAGCAGUUUCAUUACUGCUCAGCGUGUCAGAAAUCGUUCAAAACCAACCGUGGCCUACUGCAGCACAAUACAAUCUAUCACGAGUCCCAAGAAUUGCACCGCUGCUACAUCUGUGAGCGACAGUUUCUCACAAAAACCAACCUACAAAACCAUAUGCGCUUUCACAAGGAUCAUGUGUGCAGCUUUUGCAACAACGGGUGGACAGACGAAUGUCAACUGUUGGAGCACGUGCGUACCAGUCAUAGAGAUGGGAUGUUUGUUUGCCGGUUUUGCAACAAGCAGGAACGGCUCAAGAAAUGUCUCAAUCGACACCUUCGCACAGCCCACGGGCAAGAGGUGAAUCCGUAUUACUGUGGGCAUUGCCGGAAUGCGGAGGCAACGCAUAGCUACGACAGCUAUGUAGCGUUGAUGAACCAUUUGCAGGAGCAACAUUUCGCGGAAGAUGAUACCACUACUGCAGCGAAAGAAUUGCAUGGCACACUGCUAAAUGCAUCCCUGUUUGGCAAAGAGCUGGAAUUGCUCGAGGACGACAAGGUAGUAGACGUUGAGCAGGAUCGUUUUUUGCAGAACUUGCAUCUCGUCCGGAGCGUUCCGGAGAGGCCGAAAACUUGUCAGCCGCUGGAACCGCGCAUCGAUCAACGGACGGUUCUGGAGGAUUUUCUCGAUGAAACGUUCGAGAAUGAUGAGAUCUGGAACAAGUAUAUCGAUAAUGGAGAAGAGUAUCUGAUCGACGAUUAUGACAUCUACCUCAAGGGAAUGGAUGAAUCGGAGAAACAGGAAGAAGUGUGCAUGUAUCUGUGUCCACAGUGUAAGCAAGGGUUUCAGAGCCAGCGAAACCUGACGAUUCAUUUGGCGGAAGAGCACGACGUGUCCAGUUUGGUGUGCAAUGAUUGUGGAGCUAGUUUUACGCGGCAUACAAGCUAUCGAAUCCAUCGGCGCGAACAUCUGAAGGAGAAUGUUCGAUUUCGUGAGAGCAACAUACCCGAAAUGGAGGAAGCACUUUCGCUAGUCCAAAGCACAUCCUUGGACUAUUCGGUGCAAGAGGAGGAAAGUGGUUAUGUGUUUACCUGUAAUCUGUGCGAUCGCACCUUCCAGCGGAAGCACAACCUCGAAAAGCACAGAUGUCUGUACUACGAACAACUGGAGCACUCCAACACUUCAGAGCAGCAGGGUGCAGGUGUCAAUGGGACGGAAUUGCAGCAAUGCUCACACUGCCAGUUUCGCACGACAUCAAGCCAGGAGCUGGAAACCCAUCAGCAACGCAUACAUCAAUCGGACAUGGAGCCAUCGGAGCCCGUCUACUGCAUGCUUUGCGAUCGUCGGUUCAGUUCCAUAUCCGGGCUGAAGUAUCACUUGAAACGACACACAGGCAUUAAGGCAUUCGCUUGUUUGUACUGCGAGAAAACGUUUACGGCCAACUCGAACCUGAACGCGCACAUUCGGAGUGUGCACAGCGCGCGAAAGGACUACCGGUGUGACGAAUGCAACGAAUCUUUUACCACGAAAGAUCACCUGAACAAACACCAACGCUCGCGGCAUCGGCAGGAGCGAGCGUUUGUGUGUGGGGAGUGUGGCAAGAGCUACUUGCAACGGUCGCAUCUGAACGAGCAUGUUGCAGCGAGCCAUCGGGAGGAUCGGUACCUGUGCCAUGUUUGCAAUGGUUCUUACGUUACUAAAAGCUCCCUCAAACGGCACCAACAGCAGAAGCAUGGUGUUAUGAAAAGGGACGAAAAGUGAAGAUAUUGUUAUAUGUUAUCAUGUUUACAACAAUCCGAAGAAUGCAUUUUUUCUCUUCACUCGUGUACUCACCAAAGAUGCUGGUUGGUAGUAAUUGAAUUUUUUGAAUGAUUGAUUUCUUGAUGAAUUUCUUUCGACCGUAUUCAAAACACAUGUUUACACAUGUACUGUUCUGUUCUGUUAUGUUUUGCACUAGCCAUACACUGUUUUCAAUUAAUUUCAUUAUAUUUAGGGUUGUUAUUUUCAUCAA
Messenger RNA from Anopheles arabiensis, 2128 nucleotides. Its product is annotated as zinc finger protein 585A-like. The annotation marks the transcript as partial. The transcript has a single exon. Lineage: Eukaryota; Metazoa; Arthropoda; Insecta; Diptera; Culicidae. The record is from RefSeq and is a predicted model, not a curated record.